CAUGUGAUCUUCGGUGAGCCAGUAGCUGCUGGCUUAGCUCUUGAUGGCUCUCACUACUUUGACAAGGAUUGGUUACAUGCCGCUAGGUACGUAAUGUCUCCACCGCUUAGCGUCGAUAAGUCAACACCGGAAGCCCUUAUGGACAUGCUAGCCGCAAAAAUCUAUAACUUCAAGAUCAGACCGGAAAGCACAAUGAGUUUCAGUGAUCAACUACACCUGACAGGAACCGACAACUGCACAUUCAACGGAGACCAGAAAAUGGCCGGUCGUCAUGAUUUCACUAAAAUUCCAAAUGGAGUGAACGGUGUCGAAGAUCGUAUGAGCAUCGUAUGGGAUCGUGGCGUUCAUUCUGGAAAAAUCAAUCCAAUGCGGUUUGUGCAAAUUACAAGUUCGAUGGCCGCAAAAAUAUUCAAUAUUUAUCCGAAGAAAGGUCGAAUCGCUGUCGAUUCUGAUGCAGACAUUGUAAUUUGGAAUCCAAAUAAGAAGCGGACAAUUUCAAAAACCACUCAUCAUCACGCUUCCGAUUUCAACGUCUUUGAAGGGAUGACCGUUUUUGGUGUCGCCGAGAUAACCAUUUCACGUGGAGUGGUGGUGUGGUCAGACAACAAAUUGUCAGUUGAAGCAGGUGCAGGUCAUUUCGUUCCACUGGCACCAUUUUCUCCUACCGUAUUUGCCAGCGUUGCACAGCGAGCUAAGGCAAUGGCUCCUCGAGCAGUAAAGAGGGAAAAGAAAAAGAAAUCAAAAAGCAGAAGUAAAGAA
This is a messenger RNA of Ostertagia ostertagi, 759 nucleotides long. The record is from the annotation of a GenBank genome assembly. Lineage: Eukaryota; Metazoa; Nematoda; Chromadorea; Rhabditida; Trichostrongylidae.